UAAAUCUGGUAUGAACACCAAACGUUGAUAACCGGUUCCUCCUGAGUGUUCAAAUCUGGUGACUCAACCAAAACCUAUUUAAAUUCACACCCCCAAAACACACAGACAAACCAAAAAAUCUUUACAUUCUUCAGAGCGACGUAACCUUAAAUCUUUUUUCAAAAAAAAAAAAAAAAAAGGGAAACUUUUUCUAUUUCAGGUAACGCUGGAAGACUUUGUAUUCUUUCCCCUUUUACUUUCUUGGUCAGGGGUUUCUAGGGUUUUCAAUCUCUGCUUAAAUUUUCACUGUUCCCAUAGUCGGCGUAAAAAUUGCUUCCUCUCGGAGCUGCCAAACGGCAAAGAAGAUACUUGAGUAGAGAAGAGGACCGGAAGUUUCCGGUUUUUUCAACUUUCCGACAUUUCCAAUUGCGUUGCAUCUUCAAGCCGGUGGAUUUCUUCUGUUCACCACCCUUUUCCUUUUGGGGGUAGGGAACUGGUUUAUUUCAACGGUCUGGGCUGCAAGCUUUAAUAUUUUUCUAUAUUUGAGUUGGAUUCAUUCUACAUGAUCGUUUAGUGCUAUUGAACCAUGGGAAAUCUAGUUGCUCUUGUGAUCGUGAACUUGCUAUAUAGAUGAUAUUAUGGUUUUUGAGCUCUUUCUUUGUUGACAUUUAGUUUCUGAAUGAAACAAUUACAAUUGCAGUGGAAAAUGUGCAGUUGAUGGAAGGAUUUUUUUAUGGAUGGUAUGGAUGAAGGACUGGGUGACGAGAUCACUUCAAUUGAUGCAGUUGAGGGUGCUCACUUCCGGAGCAAAGAAAAUGAAUAUUCACUCAAACCCGAAAACUGCAACGGGGUGGAAUCCCAGGAAAUGGCUGCUCGGGCUGAAGCAAACUCUCCUGAGAGCUCAUUUCAUGUGCUUGCAGAUAUGUUGGAAUGUAAGAAUUUAAAUGAAAAUAUGGACACUGUGGGUACAUCAGAAAAUGCAUGCAUUAUCAGUCAUACAGUGGACGAUGCAGGUACCAUUGUUGAGGAGUUGACUGUGAAAAAUUAUGAUGGUUCUAACUUGGCUUUAGUUGGUACAUUGAACAAUAGGGAGAAAAUACAAAGUAGGCAGAACCAAUGGCAGCAUCUUUACCAAUUGGUGGGGGGAUCAGCUGGUGGGAGUUCACUUAGUGACAGGGAUAGCAAUUGGGCAAUGCCGAAUGUCCGGCAGAAUGUGGGAUACACGUCCUUCCCUGAGUUUUUGUCCAAAAAACCAUCAAAAGUUGACAACAAUGAAGUAUUAGAACAAUUAAUGAUUGGUGAAAACCAUGCAGUUUCAAGCGAUAUAUUGCCUCAUGGAGGUAUCAGGACAAAGAUUCUAUCCAAAUCAGGGUUUUCUGAGUUUUUCGUCAAAACUGCUUUGAAAGGAAAGGGAAUCAUAUGCAGAGCUCCAUCCCCUAACGUCUUUAGAGCUGAUCUUGGGGACCAGAAUAAUAUAAAGACUGCUGUGGGUCCUAAUGUGACUUCUAAUGCCUUGGUAAAGGGUACUGGUGGGCCUGUGGUUGCUUCUAAUGCUUCACUGAGUUUAGUUGCCAAGACAUGUAACCAUUCCUCUUGUGAUAUUGUUUCUACCAGGUCCAGUGGCUUUGAGCAUGAGGGAAUGACUUUGCGAGAUUGGCUGAAAGCUGAGCACAAUAAAGCAAGUAAAGCUGAGUGCUUGUAUAUAUUUAAACAAAUAGUGGAUCUUCUAGAUGAUUCUCACUCCCAAGAGGUUGCCUUGCAUGACUUAAGGCCGUCUAGUUUCAAGUUGCUCCAAGCAAAUCAGGUUAAAUACAUCGGUUCAUGUUUCCAGAGAGGGUUAUCAGAUGGUAUUACCGAAAAAAAUAUUUCCCACGCUGAAGACCGUCUGACUAGGAGAAACCCAGUAGAGUAUGUGGUAUCUCCCUCUGCAAAGAGGCCGAAGUUCAAUGAGAGCGCAAAUUUUAGGAAGUGGCCUCUAUUUUCACGAUCUGGCAUCAAAAUUGAAACAGCAAAUGAUAGGGAUCGUAACAUAACUGGAAAUUUUUUUAGUAAGUCUAAUGAAUGUCAAACAAGUGCUGAACAUGGAUUGGGUAGAAAUUCCAGAAGCCUUCAGGAGCCAAAUGCAGCUGCACAGCUAUUGACCUGCAAGAGUGAGCAAUUAGAAGAGAAGUGGUAUGCAAGUCCCGAGGAGCUCAACGAAGGAGUCUGCAUGAUCUCAUCGAAUAUCUAUAGUCUGGGUGUUCUUCUUUUUGAGUUACUUGGUAAAUUUGACAGUGAAAGAGAACAUACUGCUGCAAUGUCAGAUUUACGUCACAGGAUCCUCCCUCCAAAUUUGCUAUCAGAAAAUCCCAAGGAAGCUGGAUUUUGCCUUUGGCUACUUCAUCCUGAACCUUCAUCACGCCCAACUACUAGGGAAAUCCUCCAAUCUGAAGUAGUUAAUGGAUUCCAGGAGGUCUUUGCAGAAAAAAUGUUGUCAGCUAUUGACCAAGAUGAUGCAGAAUCGGAACUUCUAUUACAUUUCCUUAUUUUAUUGAAAGAACAAAAACAGAAGCACACCUCCAAACUAGUAGAAGAUAUUAAAUGCUUAGAAGCAGAUAUUGAAGAAGUUGAGAGAAGGCAUGGUACUGAAAAACCCAUGGUUAGUUCUUUCUUGCAUAAUGAUUCCACUACUCAAAUGGAGAAUGGGCACUUCAAGAGUGCUAUGAGUUCAGAGGCACUUCCUCAUUUAUUCCCUACUUCUAGUGCAAAUGAAGCACAGUUGAUGAAAAACAUUCAUCAGCUUGAAAGUGCUUACUUGUCCAUGAGAUCUAAAAUCCAUCUGACUGAGAACGAUACUAAGAUACGCUCAGAUAGAGAUCUACUGAGAAAUCGUGACAACUUUUAUUUGACACAAGUGGAUGGGGAGAUAGAGAAUCCCAAAGACCAAGUUGGAGCCUUCUUUGAUGGUUUAUGCAAGUAUGCCCGUUAUAGUAAGUUUGAGGUACGUGGUGUACUGAGAAGUGCAGAGUUCAACAAUUCUGCAAAUGUCAUCUGCUCUCUGGGUUUUGACCGGGAUGAGGACUAUUUUGCUGCUGCUGGAGUAUCAAAGAAGAUAAAAAUAUUUGAGUUCAAUGCCAUUUUUAAUGACUCUGUUGACAUUCAUUAUCCUGUGAUUGAAAUAUCAAAUGCAUCAAAGCUUAGCUGUAUUUGCUGGAACAACUAUAUCAAGAACUAUCUGGCUUCUACUGAUUAUGAUGGAAUAGUCAAGUUAUGGGAUGUAAGCACUGGUCAGGCAGUUCUGCAGUAUUUUGAGCACGAAAAGAGGGCUUGGUCUGUUGACUUUUCUCAAGCAUAUCCUACGAAAUUAGCCAGUGGAAGUGAUGAUUGUUCCGUGAAACUGUGGAACAUUAAUGAGAGAAACUGCAUAGGCACGAUGAGGAACAUUGCAAAUGUAUGCUGUGUUCAGUUCUCUGCUCACUCCACUCAUUUGCUCGCAUUUGGGUGUGCAGAUUACAUAACCUAUUGCUACGAUCUUCGAAAUCUGAAAGCCCCUUGGUGUAAAUUGGCUGGCCAUGACAAAGCUGUGAGCUAUGUAAAAUUCUUGGACCAUGAAACUCUUGUUACUGCAUCCACCGACAACACAUUAAAGCUUUGGGAUCUGAAGAAAACCAGUUAUAAUGGCCUUUCAACCAAUGCUUGCAGUCUAACUCUUAGCGGACAUACUAAUGAGAAGAACUUUGUUGGUUUGUCAGUUGCUGAUGGUUAUAUAUCAUGUGGUUCAGAAACAAAUGAGGUUUAUGCUUAUUAUAGGUCUUUACCUAUGCCUAUCACCUCCUACAAGUUUGGCUCCAUUGAUCCUAUAUCGGGGAGAGAGACUGAUGAUGACAAUGGACUGUUUGUGUCGAGUGUCUGCUGGCGAGGGAAAUCGGAUACGGUUGUUGCUGCAAAUUCAAGUGGAUGUAUUAAAGUGUUGCAGCUUGUUUAAGGAGAAAUUUACCCUCUUGAGAUCAAUUACAGUAUGGACAUGGGGUAACUUCUCUGCAGCUUGGGAAUCCAAAUGCUUUUUUUUUCUUGACGCCUUUAUUAAGCUGAGGCAAAGAAAAGCUCUGAAAGAUAGUACUACAUCUUGGGUUUAGCCAUUCAAGGAAAACAGAAGGGGCAGAACUAUAUUUCCUAGUCAGUUCAGUUCUGAAAUGGUGUCUCAGAGGAAAAGCCAGGAAAAAUGGUUCUUGUUUCUGAUCUCCAAAUUAAAAGAAGGGAUCUCAAGUCAUAAUUUAAGGGCUCAUGAAUGUUGACCAUUAAUUGAAGCAGUUUCACAAACUUGAAACAAGAGAAUCAGGAUCUGGAAAUAGGGAAACAGAUUUUAGAUGUGGAGCAUUCUUGAAUCAUGGAGACAAAUUUUAGAUGGUGAGCAUUCUUUAAAUCACAGCGUGGUAUAUAUGUAUGACCAAAGUUUGCAAUUGUUUCUUAGAUACAAGUGUCUGGUUCUGGUGGUAUUCAGGCCUUUAAUAGCAAACCAACAAAAUGAUUUGUUCAGAAGACAGGACGAGAAAUGGACGAAUUAUCAACAGUUAAAAUCAAGUUCCUGGUAGUUGGCUACUUAGUUGUAUCCAAGUAUUCAACGUUGAAAAACGAUUAUUAUAUGCUGUAAAUCUCAUAUAAUUCAAUGUAUAUAUUAAAUUUUGUUUUGUUUGACAGCUAAUUUUCCCCUUUAAUAUUAAUUCUCGUGUAAUAUAUCACCUUUAUUUACCAAUAAAAUCACACUAAAUGCAUUGACCUU
Carica papaya (papaya) is the source of this 4738-nucleotide messenger RNA. RefSeq names its product SPA1-related 2 (gene SPA2). Gene Ontology annotation, biological process: protein phosphorylation; photomorphogenesis. Gene Ontology annotation, molecular function: ATP binding; protein kinase activity; protein binding. NCBI's taxonomy places the organism in Eukaryota, Viridiplantae, Streptophyta, Magnoliopsida, Brassicales, Caricaceae. The record is from RefSeq and is a predicted model, not a curated record.